Puccinia triticina is the source of this 195-nucleotide messenger RNA. RefSeq lists its product as uncharacterized. NCBI's taxonomy places the organism in Eukaryota, Fungi, Basidiomycota, Pucciniomycetes, Pucciniales, Pucciniaceae. The transcript is spliced from 2 exons. The record is from RefSeq and is a predicted model, not a curated record. The coding region runs from base 1 to 195 and encodes 64 amino acids.
AUGGACCGACCGACCAAGCUUCCUUCCCCCAUUUCAUCCAAUCAUCAACCAACCAGCAAGAAUGUCAAAUCCUCCACCAGUGCACAGUCCUCCCCGCUCAGAACAACCCGAAUCACCCCCAGAGAAAAUAAAGUCCCCGGCUCCCGAAAUGGCAAAUGUAAUCAAACCGCGCGCACGAAAAGCUGUACCAAAUGA